Lodderomyces margitis is the source of this 1797-nucleotide messenger RNA. It is a transcript of the gene SNG3, whose product is annotated as Sng3p. Gene Ontology annotation, cellular component: membrane. The coding region runs from base 1 to 1797 and encodes 598 amino acids. The record is from RefSeq and is a predicted model, not a curated record. Lineage: Eukaryota; Fungi; Ascomycota; Pichiomycetes; Serinales; Debaryomycetaceae. The transcript has a single exon.
AUGGUUUCCAAUAACUCAUCACUAAAUUCCCUACUGUCCAACAACUCACUGGAUGAGAACCAACCCCAAUCGUAUGCGGGCACAACAACCAACCCACCAAGGUUAAGACAGCCGUUGUCAAGGCGAUUGUCAAGCGCUGCUUCCAAUAUAUUUACAUUCGGCAAUGAGCGUGAUGAUAACGUUGGGAAUGUUGAUGAUGUGAGUAGAAAGGAGGAUGAAUCUUUGAUACAGGAUGUUGCAAACGACUAUUUCAAUGCCAACGACACACACUACGUUUUAGGUGCAGACAGUCCUCAUGAUUUUCAAGAAGACGAAGAAUAUGAUGAUGAGAAGAAGCGCGGUGACGAGGAUGUGAUCCCAAGGUCGAAAGAGUUAGAGUCGGUCCAUCUGUACCAGCCAGAGUUAUAUUCAGAGCCACAAGAGGAGACGACAGAACCAAAAGCCACACGAAUUGCAUCACAACCACAAAAGCCUCGCAAAUAUAAGCUAUGGGACGAGGAGUUCAGAGCCGACCGUAUACAAAUCGGGCUCAAACUAUUAUCCAACUACGUAUUCUUACUCAUAGGAUUUGCCGGUGCAUUGUUGUUUUACUGGGCAUCUUACUACCAACGGAGCACGAGGUACAAGCACUUGAAAAUGGCAAUUGUGAUUGCUGAUCGUCAAGUAGGACAGUUGCCAAACAUUGUUGGAAAAACUAUAGAGUCCUACUUCACUGAUGUACCAACUUUGCAACAAUUGGGUAAAUUUGAAAUAUGGGAUUAUGACAAAGUCUCCUCACUAGCAGCUGAGCAUGGACACAACAUCACGCAGGAGGUUUAUCAGCAGGUGCAUCAUGCAAAAGUGUGGGCGGCAUUUUACGUUUAUGAAAAUGCCACUCUAAUGUGGAACCAAGCAUUAUCUUCGGCAUCGACACAAUUUGAUCCAACGCAUUCUCUCAUGGAGGUGGUUUAUGAAACGGGGAGAGACUUCAAUGCCGUACUGAACUACAUUAUCACCAUUAUUCAACAAAUUGUGCGAUCAUAUCCCAAUUUCGCCACUCAGAGCGAGAUCGUUGCCAAUAUGCUCCAAACUGUUAAUCAAACACAAGCAUUAAAUGUGAUGUCACAAGCUCCACAGUUAGUAUCAACUAUCCCCACAUUCCGAAUCAAUGAUUUACACCCGGUUACGAACCCUGUAUUUCAAGCACCAUUUCAAAUUGGUUUAAUUUAUCUUGUUGUAUUUGGGUUUUUCCAGUUUAUCUUUACCGUUAAAAUCCACAUGUAUUUGGCGACAAAGAUCAAAGGUUGGAGCUAUAUAUUCUUCCGUAUUUUGUCAUCUCAAGUAGCUUACAUGGCAAUUUCAUUAGGUAUGGUUGUUUUAAACACGGCAUUUCAACUACCUUUCAAUACCGUAUUUGGAUACUCGGGGUUUUUGGUAAUUUGGAUGUUUUGCUAUCUAUUGAUGGCAUCGUUGGGUAGUAUAAUUGAGGUAAUUGUUAUUAUCAUGUUUCUGAUAAAACCGCAGUUGAUUGGAUUUGUCUUGUUGUUCACGGCGGUAAUCAAUUUAGCUCCCAUCAUCAGUCCGCCCGUUUUGACGCCGCCCUUUUAUUAUUACGGGUAUGCUGUGCCUUCAAGAAAUGCUUACGAGUUGUUGCAUGUUGCAUAUUUUGAUGCUUACAAAGGUCAUAUGGGAAGAAAUAUAGGAGUGUUGUUGGCGUGGAUUGUGGCAAGCAAUGUUGUUAUGCCGUUUAUGUUGAAGUUUCUUGCAAAGAAAAAGAAAGAAGCCGAUGCAAAGCAAGCGAUGCAAGCAGGCGGGUGA